Molecule: messenger RNA, 582 nt
Organism: Aspergillus tanneri
Lineage: Eukaryota; Fungi; Ascomycota; Eurotiomycetes; Eurotiales; Aspergillaceae
Gene: cnaB
Product: calcineurin regulatory subunit B
Exons: 5
Coding region: 1-582 (193 amino acids)
Molecular function (GO): calcium-dependent protein serine/threonine phosphatase regulator activity; calcium ion binding
Source: RefSeq, a predicted model, not a curated record
AUGGACCAACCCGGUGCGCCCAACAAUGCCGCCCUUUAUGAUGCGCGGAGGCGCAGAGGCUCCGUCGGCACGUCACAACUGUUCGAUAACAUUGUCUCGGCAUCCAACUUCGACCGAGAUGAGGUUGAUCGACUUCGCAAGCGAUUUAUGAAGCUAGACAAAGAUAGCUCGGGCACAAUUGAUCGGGACGAAUUUCUCUCCCUUCCGCAGGUUUCAUCUAACCCACUCGCCACCAGAAUGAUCGCCAUUUUCGAUGAAGACGGCGGCGGCGACGUGGACUUCCAAGAAUUUGUUUCGGGACUAUCAGCCUUUAGUUCCAAGGGGAACAAGGAAGAAAAACUCCGGUUCGCAUUCAAGGUGUACGAUAUCGAUCGAGACGGAUACAUUUCCAAUGGCGAGCUGUUCAUUGUGUUGAAGAUGAUGGUGGGCAAUAAUCUGAAGGACGUUCAAUUGCAGCAGAUCGUCGACAAGACCAUCAUGGAGGCGGAUAAAGACCAAGAUGGGAAAAUCAGCUUCGAGGAGUUCACUGACAUGGUAGAGAAUACCGAUGUGAGCUUGAGCAUGACAUUGAAUCAAAUCUAA